This is a messenger RNA of Linum trigynum, 1122 nucleotides long. The record is from the annotation of a GenBank genome assembly. Lineage: Eukaryota; Viridiplantae; Streptophyta; Magnoliopsida; Malpighiales; Linaceae.
CUGAGUCUCUAGCGGGCGACUAACCUCCACCGGAGUAAACAGAUUGAGGCCUUAACAAACAAAACCUCCACUACCGGAGUAAAUACGGUACAUAAUAGUGAGUUGGCUCCUCGACUAAAGUCACCAACUCCCUACCUUCAAUCAAGGAUGCUCUAUCAACCUAGGCAGAUAUUCUCAUUCUAGGUUAAAGCAGAAACAACAGGAAUUUGAUCAGGAUUCAAGUCAUUCAAUCAUUCAAACCUCAAUCGAAUAUAAUCAAAUCAUAGAAUCAGUACUUGGGUUCAUACAAUCAAAGCCUUACAUACAAAUCUAGGGUUCUCCAUACCCAGAUGAAUGGGAGAACUACUCCAUGGAGAAAGAAGCAAAAGCAGAAUCAGACGCGGAAUUCAUACUGUGAAGGAUGGAUACCUGCUCCUGGACGUUGAUCGGCACUUCUCCAAGCUCAAACUGGCCUCCAAUGGUGAUGAAGAUCAAGCUAGGGCACUUGGAGACUCUUGUUCGUCGCUUUCUCUCUCUAGGAAUCGCUUUGUCUCUCUAAAACUCGAAUCCCCUUCUGUUUUGGCUGAAAUCUGCUUAAAAGGGCAUCAGUGGCCAAAGCACGGUCGAGGGCAUGGUCGUGCUUUGCCUCGGCCCGCCCGUGCUUUGGCUAGGGUUAAUUACACGGCCGUGCUUUUGGGAGGACACGGCCGUGCUUUGGUUGACACGGCCGUGCUUUCAGCCCGUGUUUGCAGCUUGAAUUUGCCAAACUCAAUUAGCUCUCGGCAGUAAAAGCACGGCCACACGGCCGUGUUCUGUUUUAGGUGUUCCCGUGUUUUGGCUCCAGCUCGACGAAAUGACUUCCGAAUGCCCCGAAACUCGUGCUUAGCCUUUCCUUUGACGCCUGGGACCUGAAAUAUGACAAAAUAGCACAACCCGGCGUAAAAUAGGCCAAAAAUACACGACUAUGCCCCUCAAACGGAUAAGAACUUAGGGGCGCAAAUAUGUGCAAUUACAUCGUUAUCAUUGAGCUACGACAGUAGGAUUUGAAUUAAUUGUUUAGUACGUAGUAAUUCCCGACAGGGAUAGCUAGCACAUUCGUGAUAUCCUGACUGUAGAGAGUUGGAUUAAAUUGAUUAGAAUAUG